Molecule: messenger RNA, 948 nt
Organism: Hirundo rustica (Barn swallow)
Lineage: Eukaryota; Metazoa; Chordata; Aves; Passeriformes; Hirundinidae
Gene: TRIR
Product: telomerase RNA component interacting RNase
Exons: 3
Coding region: 12-455 (147 amino acids)
Molecular function (GO): 5'-3' exonuclease activity; 3'-5' exonuclease activity
Source: RefSeq, a predicted model, not a curated record
CGGCGGACAAGAUGGCGGCGCGCGGCGAGGACCGGGAGGCCCCGGAGGCGCCUUCGCCGCCCCCCCCGGGCCCGGGCGGCGGCGUCAACGUGUUCGCCAACGACGGCAGCUUCCUGGAGCUCUUCAAGCGCAAGAUGGAGGCGGAGGAGCAGCAGCGGGAGCGCGAGGCGGCGGCGGCCGCGGAGGCGUCCGGCGGCGGCGGCGGCACCGGGCUCGGCCCGCAGCGCGGGGCCGACGGCGCGAAGAGGAGCGGCGGCGCGCUCAGCUUCGUAAGGACGCGGCGGGGGGGCAACAAGCUGGCCCUGAAAACGGGAGUGGUGGCCAAGAAGCAAAAGACGGACGAGGAGGUGCUGACGAGUAAAGGCGACGCGUGGGCCAAGUACCUGGCGGAGGUGCAGAAGUACAAAGCGCACCAGUGCAGCGACGACGACAAGACGCGGCCCCUGGUCAAAUAGCGCCGGCCCCCCCCCAAAAAAAACACCCGCGGGGGGGGCCCCCGGCCCGGCCGGGACCCCCCAAAAAAACACCCGGUCAAAGAGACUCCCACCCCCCCCCCAAAAUACCCGAUGGGCGGGGCCCCGGACACGCCCCCUGCCCCAAAAUUACCCGAUGAAAUAACGCCAACCCCCCCCCCAAAAAUACCGGCUGGGGAGGGGGGGUCCUGACCCCGCCCACCCCCCCCAAAAAACAUUUGAUGAAAUAGCGCUGACCCCCCCCCCCAAAUGUGGCCACGCCCCCUCCCCAAAAACGCUUUCCAAGGCUGCGCCCCCCCUCCCCAAAACACCCACUGGGGGGGGUCCUGCCCUGACCCCCCCCCAAAAUACCCAUUGAGGGGGGGGUGCUGGCCCCGCCCCUUUUCUAUGGCCACGCCCCUCUCCCCACGCCCGCGUUUUGGGGGGAUUUGGGGGGGGGGGGCGGCGCAGCAUUAAAGAGCUCAGAGGUUUCGGA